UAGAGUUUGACAGUCUCUAGGAGGAGAACCGCUUCCUUUACCAUUUCUCGGCCGCGGCAGCAGCCAUCCGGUUCCUCCGGUCCAACCCAUCCAGCCGCGUCCACGUACGCAGGAUUCUUCUCGAUGAAGACCGCGAAGCUGUCGCCUACCCUGAAACUCACGGAAAAGGGCUCGUUCCGUUUUGUGCCGAAAACCCCCACCUCCGUAUCGAACGGCGCGUUAGCCUCUAGAAGAAUAUAUUCUCAUCAGCCUGUCACUAUAUGAGACCUCCGCAUGGUGCCGAGCACCACCAAAAACACCGGUUUGAGCAUUCUUAUUUGGAAGAUUGGUAUUCUGGGAUCAGUCACUGUUCUGUUUCGAACAGCGUGGCGAAAUGGGCACUCGAAGCCCUGGCUCUUCCUGGCAGCAUUUCGGUCGUUCUAGAUUGCGAUUCGACCCCUGAGCAAUGCUCUCAAAUGUUUGAAGAAGCGGUCGUUCAAGACGCAGUAUGGCAGAAAGUCCAAGAAGAAUGCUUUGCUCGCCAACUUCUUCCCCCUCCUGUUUGGGAAUGGAGAUCUAUGCACUCUACGAACGCCUUUAUAUGCCAGGAUUUCCCAAAAAUUGUUCAAGAUAUCGUCAACGGGACAUCAGUCAUCUCCUGCAACUUCCCAAUCAACGAGUUUUCUGAUAUUAAUGUGGAGCAGUUGAUUUGGGAUCAUCGCGGAAUGUCUAUAUACGACUGGGAGGAAAAGAUGUAUGAGCGGUCGCAAAGGCCUGGUUUCCAACCUGUCGCUCCGCUACCUAAUCUCGGCACCAUUUUGAGGCAAAAUGCCAACCUUGAGAGGAGCAGUAGGGAUUCCCCGUCGCGGUUCCAACAUAGCUCAUACGGCAUCGAGAUUUGCACAAUCAACGGGCAUUGCUCCAAGUUUUGGAGUCAUACCUGCUGGCCCAUGAGCCUUACCACCGCCAUGCAAGAUCAAAGUUUUCGCCCACGGCACAUAAAACGCACCAAAUGUCUGGCUGCACAGGAUCGCUGUUUCGCUGCCCAAAAAGACCAUAUUAGCAUAAGCGACUAUGAUGAGGGAGGGUUAGAGCACACCAGGACCAUUCCUUCACGAAGAAGCUUCACCAAACAAACAAAAAUACAAAUCACAAUAAGCUCCCGCAUAUUAGAUGACUUGGGGGGUUAAGGUGGAACACAUACGCACUACAUCAACCAACGCGCUAAUCGAGCGCUCAGACUAGUACAAUGGACAUGUUCAAGUGCCCCGUUGUACCCCAUACCUGUGCCGACAAAGUAAAGACCGGAUGAGUCAAUAUACCCGGGGAUCCCCCGAAAGGGAAGGCAGUCCUCAAGCUCGAUGAACAACAGCAGAAUGCCUUGUUACGGAAAGGCCUAGGCCUAACGUUGGUAACCGCUGGGAACAAAGCCGACGAGAGGAAGCUGAAGGCAUGGUUGAAGCGGCUGGAGGAUGUGGAAAAGCCGUGGGAAGACCUAGAUGGGGAUAUGAGGGAUUGGAUAACAGGUAUUGGAAAUAGGCGUUUCGGCCGCC
Messenger RNA from Lasiosphaeria miniovina, 1532 nucleotides. RefSeq lists its product as uncharacterized. The coding region runs from base 261 to 1169 and encodes 302 amino acids. NCBI's taxonomy places the organism in Eukaryota, Fungi, Ascomycota, Sordariomycetes, Sordariales, Lasiosphaeriaceae. The transcript is spliced from 4 exons. The record is from RefSeq and is a predicted model, not a curated record.